CACAAAUAAACUUAACUUUUUGAUCACUUUGACGUAAGAAAAUUGUAAUAUCAAUAUUACAAACUUGGAUGAAAGUAACUUAAAAAUAAUUAAAUUACAAUCAAAUUACUCAAAAAGACGUUAUCGGACUGGAGGGAUACUGACAUCGACGUUCUUCAAUAAAUGCUUACAAAUAAUUGCACAGAAAAGUACUUUGUGAACGUGACUUGACUGUUGACUCGACACUUGAAAACUUUACGGACUAUAAUGAGCACUUGGAACCAAAUCGUACGACAUGAAGAACGAAAGGAGGAAAAGCCUCCUCAUUCCAGGAUUUUUGUUGUUUGUGGCAAACAAAUCAGAGAAGAAGACCUAAGGCCGUACUUUGAGCAAUUUGGUACCAUUGAAGAUAUAUACAUACCGAAGGACCGCACUUCAGGCGAAUCCAAAGGCGUAGCUUACAUUAAAUUUAAUAAAACUUCUUCAGCAGCUCUGGCCAUUCAAGAACUGCAUCUCAAAACCUUGAAAAGUGACUCAAAGCCUAUUAAAGUGAUGGUUGCUGUGAAUAGAAAUGACGCCAGCAGCUGCAGUGAGGAUAGGUAUACGCGGCUGUUUAUUAAAGUCCACAGAGAGGCAACUGAAAGUGAAAUAAAACAGCAUUUCUUUAAUUUUGGUCAUGUGGAAUCGGUUCAUUUGCAAAAGGAUAAAUUAACUGAAACCAAUAAGGGAUUUGCCUAUGUUCAAUAUAAAACAUUUGUUGACGCUGCAAAGGCUUAUGAAGAAUGUGACAGGAAGUACAAACCUAUGUUUGCAACUCCUAAGGAGGAAUUAAAAAGAAGUAGGAAUAGCUUGGAGAUGGAUAGCUAUCAUUCAAGUAAUUCUCCAUGUAGGGACAACUAUAUAGAACGCUAUCAUCAAAGAGAUGACAGUAAGAGAGAUAUUCUAAAUGGAGUAACAUUAAAUAAACCUUUUGAUUUCAACAGAGUAAAUGUUAAAUGCUUCCCUGCUGUGCCUCAACGGUAUAUAGAACAAUUGUUUAAUAUUGUACCUGGAAUGAAAAAUUGUCAAUAUGCCGUGGAUACAUAUAAUGGUGUGUGCAAGUCCAACAUCACAUAUGAGGAUAACAAAGCAGCUGCAUUGGCUAUAGACAAGCUUAAUAAUUUUGAAUUUCCUUCUGGGGAAAUAUUAACAGUCUGGCCUGAUAAGAAUCCUUUGAAUAAAGCUGCAGCAGAAUUGAGUAGUAUAGUCAAUAAUUUUAAAAAUGCUAUUGAUGCUGGCUCUCCUAACUUAGUGCAACUAGCGGAUGCGAUAGCACAAGCAUCCACUUUAAUUAAAGUUGUUACUUGUACUUCUGAAAUAUCCGAGGAACAUGAACAUGAUAUGAAUUACUGUAGCAUCCCCCUCCCUCCGCCCCAACCUUUGGCAAACAAUGCAAGCCGAGUGGUUCAAAGAUGUUUUAUAGUUUGUAGGCCUCAGCCUCCCCCUAGCUCUGUAUUGAGAGAUGUGUUCAGUAGAUUUGGUGACCUUAUACAUGUCUCAACAUUCCCCAAUAAAAUAUUUGGUUUUGCAAAAUAUGCAUCUAUGAAAUCGGCGCAGGCAGCCAUAGAAUGUUUAAAUGGUGCGGUUGUAUGUGGUAUACGCUUAAAAGUUAUGGAGGCUGAUGAAAAGCCUACAAAGAGUGACGAUCAAAGAAUGAAUGACGACGAACAAAAUGAUAACAGAGACAAUGAUAUAGACAGAAAGAGAAUAAGACUUGACGGUUCGGAAUAACGAGACAAGCAUGACGCGACCAUAAGUACAGACAGCAUAAUAUUUCUAUUUAAAUUACCUUAUUGUUAAUUUUAGUUUGUAUUAUAUGACUAUCUCUCACUCAUUUUAAUUAGUUUGUGUUGUAUUAUUUUUUAUUUUCUAUUUUUUACCAAAUUACUAUUUUGCUUUAUUUGAUGGCUUUUUUUA
Messenger RNA from Papilio polytes (common Mormon), 1935 nucleotides. Its product is annotated as RNA-binding protein 45. The transcript has a single exon. The record is from RefSeq and is a predicted model, not a curated record. NCBI's taxonomy places the organism in Eukaryota, Metazoa, Arthropoda, Insecta, Lepidoptera, Papilionidae. Bases 247 to 1749 code for a protein of 500 amino acids. Gene Ontology annotation, molecular function: RNA binding.